GAUAGGACUACCCCAGGCAGGCGGUGCAAGCAUCCCUUGCCAAGCGAGCGAUUCAAGGAAGAGCUAUUAUACUCUACGUACAUAACUCCCACCUCAGCCCGGCCAACCUCACGCACCUCACCAGCACCCGUUCCCGCACCCUUACCCUUACCAGCAGCAGCAGCAACCGCACCCGCACCACCAGCAGCAAUAGCAACCGCAAGCAUGAUGUCCUCCACGGCGUCAACGCACACGCGGCCAUCGACACACACAAUCGCGAAGACAGAAGUGCGAAUAAACGUGUACGACCUUCUCCCACGUGGGCGGCUGUCGUCGUUCCUAUGGACGAUCGGCACGUCGUUGCUGCACACGGGCGUCGCAAUCGGCGACAAGGAGUAUGCCUUUGGCGGCCACGACCGCCCCGGCGUCACGGGCGUAUACUGGACGAAACCGAAGACCGAGCCCCCCGGUGGAACGUGGAAGACUGAGAUCCUUCAUGGCUUCACAUAUGCCAAUGCAGAGGAGAUUGACGAGAUCGUGAGAGAGGCAAGUCUGGUGUUUCUAGGCCCGAGCUACAAUCUCCUCACGCGGAACUGCAACCACUUCAGCUCGCACCUGUGUGCGGCGCUCACGGGGCAACCAGCGCCGGCGUACCUCAACCGCGCAGCGAGCAUUGGUGUAGCGCUGCCAUGCGUGGUGCCCGCGGGCUGGGUGGAGCCGCCCGAGUGCGAGCUGGAGGAGCAGAGCGAGGAGGCACGGUUGACGGCGCACGCGCACCCGGGACGACGCAGACACAGUGUCAACCGCGACGAUGUGUGGGACGAGUCGAGUGCGGAUGAGGACGACGACGGCGGCUACUCGAGCGAGGAGAGUGAGGGAGAGCGGAGACGGCGGGAGAGAAGGCGUGCGGAGGCUAGGAAACGGGCCGCGGCUGGAAGGGAGGCCGGUGAUCUGAAGGAUACGCAGGGACGGCAGCUGCCGGGCGCUGAACGGGCAAGACUGGAUACGACAGUGACAUAGAGUGUUGUCGUUCCUGCCUAUCUCGUCAAGGGAUGGGUCACGGCGGCCGGGGCUACGGAGGAAGAGGACCACAACGGCGGCAACAACGACGGCGACUCCUCUUCGGUCUCCAGUUGAUGGGUGUAUGAAUAGACUGUAGUUGACAUGACCAGGCAGGCACCUGGAUGGGCGCGUUCGGAGGAGUUGAGUUCGGUUUCUAGGCGUUUUCUCUGUUCCUGCUCUGUAGUCAACUUACUGUUGUUCUAUUCGCUUUGUCUUUUUUCUUUUUCCAUUCUAUCCUUUUGGGGGUUUGCUUUGCUGGAUUUUGCGGAUUUUCCUGUUUCAUUACCUUUUUGGGCUGCGUUCACUGAGAAAUAUCAUCCUUCAGGUUUAAGGUGCGGCUCUGUGACUAUCACUCAGGACAAGCA
This is a messenger RNA of Tricharina praecox, 1406 nucleotides long. Its product is annotated as PPPDE putative peptidase domain-containing protein. Gene Ontology annotation, molecular function: deubiquitinase activity. The transcript is spliced from 2 exons. The record is from RefSeq and is a predicted model, not a curated record. NCBI's taxonomy places the organism in Eukaryota, Fungi, Ascomycota, Pezizomycetes, Pezizales, Pyronemataceae. Gene Ontology annotation, biological process: protein deubiquitination. Bases 205 to 999 code for a protein of 264 amino acids.